AUGCGUCCACCUGAUUCCAGUUCACACAAACUGAUACACGAUAUUGGACGCAGAAUGGGCGACCCGCCCCAAAUGUUGAGCAGGAAUAAGGAACUCAGUGCUCAAGCCCGUCAAGAUGAGGCUCGCUUGUUGGGCUCGAAUGUGAGGGAAUGCAGUGGGCCCGUUCGUGCCAACGGGAACCCAACUACCUUGAGCUCCUUGACAGCUAUUUCUCAGGGUGAAGAAUUCCAACCUUCAAAUCGGCCCAGCAAACGGCCGCGCCAUGAGGAUAGAAAUGUUUUCGAUUUGACUGGAGAUAGCAAUGCGGGCCCAACUUCCCCACCCUCUCGACACCUGCUGGCCAGUCAAAUUUCCACUUUCCAAAAAACAAACGGCCCAAUUUCUCGACAUGGCGAAUAUCGGGAAGUAGAAGAAAAUAUGAAGAUUUCUCGAAACCCUCGAGCCCAGCGUGGACGCUUAUGUGAUCCUUCUGAUGAAGAAAAGUUCACUACCUAUGCUGUCCAACAACGCCGAUCUAGCUACUCUCCAAAAACAUCAUCGCCCAACGCCCAUUCUAUCAUUACCAUUGAUAGCAUUGGUACACCCAAAGUAAGGAGUACUUCAUCUGGAGAAAGGCCAGUGAUCCUGGAGAAGACGAAGCAGAGUGGCCCAUCUGUUUUCGAUGCAAAUGAUAGUUUUGAUGAGCUUCAGGGUGAGACGACUACUCGACCCGUACCAAAGUUUCUGGACGGAAAGAAAACUCCAGUUGGAAAACUCUUGUCACCUUCCCAGAAACGCCCCCAGUCAGAUAUUGAACGAACUGUGUUCGAAUCCUCGCGAAAUGUACCUAAAAAGGUCAAGCGCAAUCUGAAUGCAACUCAAAGUCGAUCUGACCACGUGAAAUUCGAGAUCUGUUCAAUUCGAUAUGGCCUUAUCAAAAAGGACAACGGAUCGGCAGGAAGUGUGAAAAUUGCUGUUGAUCAUGAAAAGAUUGUUCUAGGCGAAGAUAUUGUGGGUCCGUUCCAUGAGAGUGUCGAUAUUUCCAUCCGCAGCGUUUUGAAGUUCUUUGAAGGAGAGGAUCCGAGUCACAAGGCGAGAUUGGCUUUGGCGAAUACGAACGACUCUCCCAAUAACCCGGUGGAUAUUGAGUUCCUAACAAGAGACGACAUGCUUGCCUUUGGACGCUCGCUGGCUGGUUUCAAUAUCAAAUUCAUCACAAAAGAAGUGGAUGCUAUCGACAAGACGUUUCAGUAUCAUGAACGCCAAAUGGUACAGCAGAUUGCCCGUGCAAGGAACAACCAUAGAUCUGAGGGCAUUCCUGUCAAGAAAUACCGCACAGUGGAGACACCUGAGCGACAAACACGAUCAUCAGCACAGCAUGCACCUGACACUCAGAAGGAACAAAUUUCUUCAGAUGGACCUAAAUCACCCGAAGAUAAAUUUCGCAAGCGAUGGAAGAAGCCCAUGGUUUAUCCACGGAUUGGAAAGAACAGGUUCGAAGUUAGUGUGGAAGAUCGGGACCGGCUGCGCGAGGGUGAAUUCCUCAAUGACAACCUUAUCGGGUUUUACCUGCGCUUUCUUCAAGACCAUUUGGAGCGCAAUAACAAGGAAGCAGCGAAGCGAGUCUAUUUUUUCAACUCCUACUUCUUUGAUACACUCACAAAAGUUACCGAGGGUGAACAAGGGAUCAAUUACAGCGGUGUUGAGAAGUGGACACGUAACGUUGACCUCUUCAGCUAUGACUACAUCCUCGUGCCCAUUAAUCAAUCCGCCCAUUGGUACAUUGCUAUCAUUUGCAAUCUUCCUAUCUUAUCCAGCCUGGCGAAAGAUGGCAACAAGGAGCAAGUCUCUGUCGCCCCAGAGACGGAUGAGCUUUCGAGUCAGCCGAAAAUCGAAGUUGAACUGGUACCUGAGACUCCUGAGCCUCAAUUAGCGCCGAGUUCAUUGGAAGUACCGGAAUCGCCAGUACCCAAAGACCAGGAGCAACCCGUCAAUGCGUCCCAGGUUGACGUUCCCUCCAGCAGUUCAACAAAGACCGAAGCUCCUGAAACCGAAGUGUCUGCUACAGAACUUCACCCGAAAGUUCACAACGCCCUAGAAGAAUCAUCUGCCAGCCUAACACGCUCAAGUCGCAAGAGAAAGCAGAAGGUCCUGAAAGUAAAUCCAACGAUUAUUACUUUCGAUUCUCUCGAUACCAAUCGAACAGUCACCAUCAAUAGACUGCGCGCAUACAUUUGCAGAGAAGCGGCUUCUAAGCGUGCGGUUCUCAUUGAACCGAACCAAAUGAAGGGCAUGCGCGCUCGACAGAUUCCACUCCAGCCGAACUUUUCCGACUGCGGCCUCUAUCUCAUGGCAUACGUCGAGAAGUUUGUUCAAGAUCCAGAUGUGUUUAUCACCAAAACUCUUCAGCGAAAGAUGGAUGUCCAAGUUGAUUGGCCCAAGUUGCGCUCCGGUAUACUUCGAAACCGACUGCGCCAGUUCCUUGACGAUAUGUAUGAGGAACAAGGAAAAGGCAAACGUGAGCCGACAGAGAUGAAGGUCACAAUGGUUGAUCGUCAGCCCGUCUCAUUUCUCUUGGGAUCGCCCACUCCUGUCCAAGAAGAUGCGGAGCCACCCAAGGUGGAGCCACGGGAUUCGCCUGUGGAAUCUGUCGUUUAUGCAGGUGAGGGAUCAGUUUUGGCCUAA
This is a messenger RNA of Penicillium taxi, 2664 nucleotides long. RefSeq lists its product as uncharacterized. NCBI's taxonomy places the organism in Eukaryota, Fungi, Ascomycota, Eurotiomycetes, Eurotiales, Aspergillaceae. Gene Ontology annotation, molecular function: SUMO-specific endopeptidase activity. The coding region runs from base 1 to 2664 and encodes 887 amino acids. The transcript is spliced from 2 exons. Gene Ontology annotation, cellular component: nucleus; cytoplasm. The record is from RefSeq and is a predicted model, not a curated record. Gene Ontology annotation, biological process: protein desumoylation.